GAUUUGGUCCUGGUGCCAUCGGUAGUGUUCAAUACAGAUAUAAGAGCCGUAUGCAAGCGGGCUAUAAUUCACUUCCUAGACGAGAGCGCCCAGUGCGCAUUUAUCGAUCCAGACUCUGGCGAGAGGUGCGCAAACACAAAAAAAGGGCACGCCAAGGGCCAUCAAAGAUCAUCAGGCCAGCUCCUCAAGGAAGGUUUAUUCGUUGAUGGGCCAUUCGAUUCUUCUCGCUUCAUCCUCUCUAUCGAGGAAUGUGUGCUGUCAGUCAUGAACGCGGUCAAUCCUCAAGCUCACUCAAGCCGGCGUAAGUGGCAACUGCUUGUUUCCAAACAUCACAGGGAGCAUAUCGAGGUCCUCCGGGAUCUGGGCGGCUAUCCAAAGCCCGGCACAGCUCAGGACAAGCUUAAGCUGGGCUUCUUCAUGAAGACAAGCGUCUGCUACGGUUGUCUGUUUGGCAAUCCCGAAUACCGGCUGCCCUGCAGACAUGUCAUCUGCGAGUCGUGCUUGCGAGACAGCGAUCAAGGAGAAACACAUGGACAGCAAACAGGCCUUCACAUGCUGCGAAGUUGCCUAAUUUGCGGUGACACUAAAACAGCCGGGUGGCCCUAUCAGAUCCGGCUCCGACCUCUCCUCUCUGGCCUUCGCGUGCUGUCGUUGGAUGGAGGCGGUGUCCGAGGAAUUGUUGAGCUUGUUCUUCUCGAGAAAGUUGAGUCUCUCAUAGGGCUGGACUUGCCAAUUGGCAUCUUCUUUGAUCUAAUGGUCGGAACGAGCUCAGGUGGCAUAAUCUCCCUCGGAAUCGGGGCUCAGGGUCGUAGUGUUAAAGACUGCGCAGCCCAUUUCCGAACGAUUUGCUCGACAGGCUUCGACAACAAAUUUCUCACCAAGACGUGGGGACUCGGGUGGUUGGCAAGAUGGAUCAGAAGUUCUAUCUACACCUCAGCCGCCAUGGAAAAAGCCUUGCAGACGGCUUUCUCAACGAAACCCCCGAUAACGGUGUUUGGUAUGAGGAAUCACUGCCGAAACGCCGUGACGACAACCGUCGGCAAAGAUUGCUACCUCAUCGCCAACUACAACCGCGGCGGAACCGGAAUUUAUAUGAAUUCGGAGCUCAGUGUAUGGGAUGCGGCGAGAUGCACUUCCGCAGCUCCCAUGUUCUUCGAGCCCAAAAGGCAUGACGGCUGCGAUUGCCGAGACGGCGGCCUCAAAUGGAACAACCCCAUUCAGCUUGCAGUCAACGAGUCGAGAGAGAUAUGGGGCGAGAAAUCAUCAUAUGACGUGGUUCUCUCCGUCGGAACGGGUGAAGCAGACGAGGCCCAAGGAAGACCGUCGUCCAAGUUCAUCAUUCCCGACUGGCUUUCCGGUCUAUUCACGGCGCUGUUGAGCACUAUGAAUGGAGAGGAUGAGUGGUUACGAUACUUGAAGUCACAGCAGCGGGCUACGGAGAGAUCGUCACGGCUCAAUGUUGUCUUCCCCGGAAGACAAGAGCCAGCUCUGGACGACUUCGGGGCCAUUGGCUCGAUGGAACAGACUGCGAGGAGCUACUAUAAGUUCUACGAAAGGUUACACAAGUCCCAGUUCAACCCCAUCUCCCAUGCAGCAGGUGUACCGUCACCAACCAACUCCUUGGAGCUCGUUGCGGAGCGACUGCGAGCCAGCAUGUACUAUUUCGAACUGCGUUCCGUCGAGAGCGCCGAAGAAGUCUGCAUCUUCAGCGGGUUGAUCCGAUGCCGACUUGGGCCCAUUGAUGAGGGAUACGACAAGUUGCUGAAGAUGACGGCCGGGUUUAAGGUGAAAGAGAGCUUCUACAGCACCUCCGAGCUAUCUGAAAGCGCACCAUUGGACGUCCAAGUCGUGUUUUCGCAUCAGUCACCCGAAGAGCCCAUCCGCAUCGAUGUCUCAUUCGAGAAGCGAUACAGUGUCGCCAUCAGCGGCUUCCCAAUCAAGAUGAAGGUAGUU
This is a messenger RNA of Ilyonectria robusta, 1953 nucleotides long. Its product is annotated as acyl transferase/acyl hydrolase/lysophospholipase. Gene Ontology annotation, cellular component: membrane. The transcript is spliced from 3 exons. Lineage: Eukaryota; Fungi; Ascomycota; Sordariomycetes; Hypocreales; Nectriaceae. Gene Ontology annotation, biological process: arachidonate metabolic process. The annotation marks the transcript as partial. The record is from RefSeq and is a predicted model, not a curated record.